Molecule: messenger RNA, 1595 nt
Organism: Canis lupus familiaris (dog)
Lineage: Eukaryota; Metazoa; Chordata; Mammalia; Carnivora; Canidae
Gene: CEACAM1
Product: CEA cell adhesion molecule 1
Biological process (GO): regulation of immune system process; signal transduction
Cellular component (GO): cell surface; plasma membrane
Molecular function (GO): protein tyrosine kinase binding
Source: RefSeq, marked provisional
CCGGCCGGACGGAGCGGGCAGCGGGCACCAUGGAGCCCCCCUCGGCCUCUCCCCGAGCAGGGCGCGGCCCCUGGCAGGAGCUCCUGCUGGCCGUCUCACUCUUAGCCUUCUGGAACCCGCCCACCACUGCCCAAGUCACUGUGGAGUCCGUGCCUCCCAAUGCUGCUGAAGGGAAGGAUGCUCUUCUGCGGGUCCUCAAUCUGCCUGGGGAUACAGCAAGCCUUACCUGGUUCAAAGGGGAAACUGUAUUGCCGACCCAUAAAAUUCUAUUAUAUGUAAUAGACACCAAAAUCACUACCCCGGGGCCUGCAUACAGCGGCAGAGAGACAAUAUACCCCAACGGAUCCCUGCUAUUCCAGAACAUCACCCUGAACGACACUGGAUCCUACAUCCUACAAAUCAUAAACCAAAAAUUUGAAACUGCACUAGUACGUGGACAGCUCCAAGUAUUCCCGGAGUUACACAAACCCAGCAUCACAAGCAACAACUCCAACCCCGUGGAGAAUGUGGAUUCUGUAGUGUUAACGUGUGAAUCUCAGACUCAGAGCACAAGCUGCCUGUGGUCAGUAAACAGUAAGAGCCUCCCGGACAGUCCCAGGCUGGAGCUGUCCCUGGACAACAGGACUCUCACUGUACAUGGUGUCACAAGGAAUGACACAGGACCCUAUGAGUGUGAAACUCGGAACCCAGUGAGUGCUGAUCGUAGUGACCCAUUCACCCUGAAUGUUCUCUAUGGCCCGGACACACCCACCAUUUCCCCCCCAGACUCCUAUUACCGUCUAGGGGCAAACCUCAGUCUCUCCUGCCGCACAGCUUCUAACCCACCUGCACAGUAUUCUUGGCUUAUCAAUGGGAGGCCCCAGCCAUCCACACAGGAGCUCUUUAUCCCCAACAUCACUGCGAAAAAUAGUGGAUCCUAUACCUGCUCCGUCUAUAACAAUGCCACCCGCCUCAAUAAGACCACAGUCAAGACUAUCACAGUCUCUGAGCCAGUGUCCCAACCCCUUCUCACUGCCAGCAACACCACAGUCACAAAAGAUGACUCUGUGGUCCUGACCUGCUCCUCAAAUAACACCGGGGUCUCUAUCCAGUGGUUCUUCAAUGGCCAGAUUCUAACGCUCACGGAUAGAAUGAAGCUGUCCCAGGACAACAGCACCCUCACCAUAGACCCUGUCAGGAAGGAGGAUGCCGGGAAAUACCAGUGUGAGGUCUCCAACCCAGUCAGUUCCAACAAAAGUGACCCUGUAAGGCUGGAUGUGGAAGAUGAUUCCACAGAACAAAGUUCUGGCCUUCCACCUGGGGCUAUUGCCGGCAUCGUGAUUGGAGUUGUGGCUGGGGUUGCUGUGAUAGCAGCCCUGGUGUACUUACAGUAUUUCAGAAAAACUGGCGGGGCAAGUGACCUGCGUGAUGUCACAGAGCACAAACCCUCAGCCUCCAAUCACAGUCAGGACCAGUCUGACAAUUUGUCUAACAAGAUUGAAGAAGUUGCAUAUUCUUCCCUGAACUUCAAUGUCCAGGAACCAAAGAAAUCAACUUCAGCCUCCUCAUCCCCAGCAGCCACAGAAACGGUGUAUUCCGAAGUACAAAAGAAGUAA